AUGUGGUCCCUCGAGCAUCAGAACGAAAAGACCGCGGCCGUGACCGAGGAAUCUACAUCGACCCUCCGCGUUGCUGACGGAGUCUACGACGGCGACAUUUACCUGGGUCCCUCGCCUACAGCCCACGAACUGCAGACCCUGCGCAAGGUCGCGGGCUCCAUUGCAGGCUCGGGCUACUGGCUGUGCGCCGUGGAAUUCGCCGAGCGCGCCUCCUACUACGGUUGUUCCUGGGUGUUUGCCAACUUCAUCCAGUACCCCCUCCCACAGGGGGGUAACGGAGCCGGCGCCCCUCCCCGGGACAGCGAACAGACCGCCGGCGCGCUGGGAAUGGGUCUCCAGGCCUCCUCGGCGUUGACGCUUCUCUUCCAAACCCUGGCCUACACCAUCCCCAUCCUGGGCGGGUGGUGGGCAGACGCCCAGCUGGGCCGGUACGCGACCAUCGUGCUCGGCGUGGUGAUUUGUGGUCUCGCUCAUGUUAUCAUGGUUGCUGGUGCGGUUCCUGCCGUCUUGCAGCGCGGCCAUGGCCUGCCGCCCUUCCUGGUCAGCGUGCUUCUUCUCGCCUUUGGUGCCGGCCUCUUCAAACCCAACAUCUGUCCGACGGUUAUCGACCAGGUCACCGUGCACCAGCCGUACGUCAAGCUUCUCAAGACUGGAGAACGCGUGAUUGUCGAUCCGGAGACGACCAUCCAGCGGCUGACGCUUACUUUCUACGCCCUGGUUAAUGUCGGAGCUUUCUUCGGUCUGGCAACCACAUACGCUGAAAAACUGGUGGGCUACUGGUUGGCCUUCCUGCUGCCGGGUCUGGUAUACCUUCUCAUGCCGGUGAUCCUUCUCUUCGCCUACAAGCGCACGGUGAAGGUGCCCCCCCAGGGCAACGUGCUGGGCGAUGUGUUCCGCGUGCUGCGCGUGAGCUUCGGCGAGCAUGGAUUCCGCCGACUGGGUAGCCAGGCGUGGUUCGACGCCGCGAAACCCUCCAUUCUAGCCCGGCAGGGGGUUCACACGAUCCGCGGGCGGCCGAUCAGCUGGACGGACGAGUUUGUCGAGGACGUGCGCCGCACCGUGAUUGCCUGCCAGAUCUUUGCCUUCUACCCGCUGUACGCGCUGAACGACAACGGGGUGGGCACCAUCCAGAACGCACAGGGCGGGUCGAUGACGAAGCGCGGCGCGCCCAACGACCUGAUCAGCAACUUCAACCCGCUGACCAUCAUCGUCUUCUGCCCGCUGUUCAACUACGUACUGUACCCGUUUCUGCGGCAGCGGCGCGUCGCCUUCGGCCCCAUCAAACGCAUCACGCUGGGUUUUCUCCUCGCCGCCGUGGGCGCUGCCGUGGGUGCCAUCCUGCAGUGGCAGGUCUACGCUACGUCCCCCUGCGGCUACUACGCGACCACCUGCGAGGAUGAGGGGAAAGGCGUGUCCCCGAUCUCUAUCUGGGCGCAGACUCCAAUCUACGUGCUCUCCGCCCUGUCGGAACUGUUCGCCAACGUCACGGCGUACGAGCUGGCGUAUGCGCGCUCCCCACGGUCGAUGCGCGGCCUCGUCUCUGCCCUUUUCCUCGCGGCCACUGCCGUCUCUGCCGCAAUCGGCCAGGCCGUUCUUCCUGCUUUACAGGAUCCGUACCUCAUCUGGCCGUACGUCGGCACUGCCGUGCCGGGCUUUCUCGCUGCGUUUGUCUUCUACUUCAUGUACCGACAUAUCGAUGAUGAGAGUUUUCUCUGGGAUUAA
This is a messenger RNA of Penicilliopsis zonata CBS 506.65, 1722 nucleotides long. RefSeq lists its product as hypothetical. Bases 1 to 1722 code for a protein of 573 amino acids. The transcript is spliced from 3 exons. NCBI's taxonomy places the organism in Eukaryota, Fungi, Ascomycota, Eurotiomycetes, Eurotiales, Aspergillaceae. The record is from RefSeq and is a predicted model, not a curated record. Gene Ontology annotation, cellular component: membrane. Gene Ontology annotation, biological process: transmembrane transport. Gene Ontology annotation, molecular function: dipeptide transmembrane transporter activity.